GGCUGGGAGAGGCAUGUUGGAGGAUAUCAGUGGAAGAUGGAGGUGAGGACAUGCUCAGUACUUUCAGAAGGAUCCGUGCUGGGUGCUGCACCUGGAACCAUGAGCGAGGCCCGCAGGGACAGCACGAGCAGCCUGCAGCGCAAGAAGCCACCCUGGCUGAAGCUGGACAUCCCAGUUGUGGUGCCCCCGGUGGCAGAGGAACCCAGCUUCCUGCAGCCCCUGAGACGCCAGGCUUUCUUGCGGAGUGUGAGCAUGCCGGCUGAGACAGCCCACGUCCCUUCGCCUUACCAUGAGCCCCGCCGGCCGGCGCUGCAGCGCCAGACAUCCAUCACACAGACCAUCCGCAGCCGACAGGUGCGCUUUGGGCGUGUCCACACUCUGCCCCUCUUGGGUUCCCCUGCUGCCCGCAGGGCCCUCCCACAGCGCCGGUCUCUCUCUCGGUCCCUGCUCAGGGGCACAGCUGACUGGUUUGGAGUGAGCAAGGACAGUGACAGCACCCAAAAGUGGCAGCGCAAGAGCAUCCGUCACUGCAGCCAGCGCUAUGGGAAGCUGAAGCCGCAGGUCAUCCGGGAGCUAGACCUACCUAGCCAGGACAAUGUGUCGCUGACCAGCACUGAGACACCUCCUCCGCUGUAUGUUGGGCCAUGCCAGCUGGGCAUGCAAAAGAUCAUAGACCCCCUGGCCCGGGGCCGGGCCUUCCGCAUGGCGGAUGACACCGCCGAUGGCCUGAGUACCCCGCACACGCCCGUCACUCCCGGUGCUGCCUCCCUCUGCUCCUUCUCCAGCUCCCGCUCGGGUUUCAACCGGCUUCCACGGAGACGCAAGCGCGAGUCUGUGGCCAAGAUGAGCUUCCGGGCGGCCGCAGCGCUGGUGAAGGGUCGCUCGGUUAGAGAUGGCACAUUGCGCCGGGUGCAGCGCCGAAGUUUCACUCCCGCCAGCUUCCUGGAGGAGGACACGGCUGACUUCCCCGACGAGCUGGACACCUCCUUCUUUGCCCGGGAAGGUGUCCUUCACGAGGAGCUGUCCACGUACCCCGACGAGGUAUUCGAGUCCCCGUCGGAGGCAGCGCUCAAGGACUGGGAGAAAGCCCCGGACCAGGCUGACCUCACGGGAGGGGCCCUGGACCGCACAGAGCUGGAGCGCAGCCACCUGAUGCUGCCCCUGGAACGCGGCUGGCGGAAGCAGAAGGAGGGUGGCCCGGUGGCCCCGCAGCCCAAGGUGCGGCUGCGUCAGGAGGUGGUGAGCACCGUGGGGCAGCGGCGGGGCCAGCGCAUCGCAGUGCCCGUGCGCAAGUUCUUCGCCAGGGAGAAGAGGCCUUACGGGCUGGGCAUGGUGGGCCGGCUAACCAACCGCACCUACCGCAAGCGCAUCGACAGCUAUGUCAAACGCCAGAUUGAGGACAUGGAUGACCACAGGCCCUUCUUCACCUACUGGCUCACCUUCGUGCACUCACUCGUCACCAUUCUAGCAGUGUGCAUCUAUGGCAUCGCACCUGUGGGCUUCUCACAGCACGAGACGGUGGACUCGGUGCUGCGGAAUCGCGGGGUCUAUGAGAAUGUCAAGUAUGUGCAGCAGGAGAACUUCUGGAUCGGGCCCAGCUCGGAGGCUCUCAUUCACCUGGGUGCCAAGUUCUCCCCCUGCAUGCGCCAGGAUCCGCAGGUGCAUAGUUUCAUCCGGGCGGCGCGGGAGCGGGAGAAGCACUCGGCCUGCUGUGUGCGCAACGACCGGUCGGGCUGCGUGCAGACUUCGGAGGAGGAGUGCUCGUCCACCCUGGCAGUGUGGGUGAAGUGGCCUUUGCAUCCCAGCGCCCCAGACCUUGCUGGCCACAAGAGGCAGUUCGGUUCUGUCUGUCACCAGGACCCCAGGGUGUGUGAUGAGCCCUCCUCUGAGGACCCCCAUGAGUGGCCAGAUGACAUCACCAAGUGGCCGAUCUGUACCAAAAACAGCGCUGGGAACCACACCAACCACCCCCACAUGGACUGUGUCAUCACAGGCCGACCCUGCUGCAUCGGCACCAAGGGCAGGUGUGAGAUCACCUCCCGGGAGUACUGUGACUUCAUGAGGGGCUACUUCCACGAGGAGGCCACACUCUGCUCUCAGGUGCACUGCAUGGAUGACGUGUGCGGGCUCCUGCCCUUCCUCAACCCCGAGGUGCCUGACCAGUUCUACCGCCUGUGGCUGUCCCUCUUCUUGCACGCUGGCAUCCUGCACUGCCUGGUGUCGGUCUGCUUCCAGAUGACUGUCCUUCGAGACCUGGAGAAGCUAGCAGGCUGGCACCGCAUAGCCAUCAUCUACUUGUUGAGUGGUGUCACCGGUAACCUAGCCAGUGCCAUUUUCCUGCCAUACCGGGCAGAGGUGGGCCCAGCCGGCUCGCAGUUCGGCAUCCUGGCAUGCCUCUUCGUGGAGCUCUUCCAGAGCUGGCAGAUCCUGGCUCGGCCCUGGCGCGCCUUCUUCAAGCUGCUGGCGGUGGUCCUCUUCCUCUUCACCUUCGGCCUGCUGCCCUGGAUCGACAACUUUGCCCACAUCUCCGGCUUCGUCAGCGGCCUCUUCCUGUCCUUUGCCUUCCUGCCCUACAUCAGCUUCGGCAGGUUCGACUUGUACCGUAAACGCUGCCAGAUCAUCGUCUUCCAGGUGGUCUUCCUGGGCCUCCUGGCUGGCCUGGUGGUCCUCUUCUACUUCUACCCCGUGCGCUGCGAGUGGUGCGAGUUCCUCACCUGCAUCCCCUUCACUGACAAGUUCUGUGAGAAGUACGAGCUGGACGCCCAGCUCCACUGA
Messenger RNA from Molossus molossus (Pallas's mastiff bat), 2775 nucleotides. RefSeq names its product rhomboid 5 homolog 1 (gene RHBDF1). Gene Ontology annotation, biological process: regulation of epidermal growth factor receptor signaling pathway; regulation of protein secretion. The transcript has 19 exons. NCBI's taxonomy places the organism in Eukaryota, Metazoa, Chordata, Mammalia, Chiroptera, Molossidae. The record is from RefSeq and is a predicted model, not a curated record. Gene Ontology annotation, cellular component: endoplasmic reticulum membrane. Bases 37 to 2775 code for a protein of 912 amino acids. Gene Ontology annotation, molecular function: serine-type endopeptidase activity.